This is a messenger RNA of Loa loa (African eye worm), 903 nucleotides long. RefSeq lists its product as hypothetical. Gene Ontology annotation, molecular function: metalloendopeptidase activity. The coding region runs from base 40 to 903 and encodes 287 amino acids. Lineage: Eukaryota; Metazoa; Nematoda; Chromadorea; Rhabditida; Onchocercidae. The transcript is spliced from 7 exons. The record is from RefSeq and is a predicted model, not a curated record. Gene Ontology annotation, biological process: protein processing. Gene Ontology annotation, cellular component: plasma membrane.
ACUGAAUGUAUUAAAACUGCAUCGGUAAUUUUGUCAUCAAUGAAUGCAAAAAUGGAUCCAUGUGAAAAUUUUUACGAAUAUGCAUGCGGAAAUUGGAUUAAAGAGCAUCCAAUUCCGGAUGAUGCACCAUCAGUGUCAAAUUUUGAAAAUUUAGGACAAGAUCUUGAAUUAGCUUUGAAAGGUUUAUUGGAACAAAAGAAUAUAGAAGGAUUGGAUGGUGAUGCUGUACGAAAAGCUCGAACAUUUUAUCAACUAUGCCUCAAUGAAACUGCCAUAAUGAGUACUUGGAGGAAAGUAUUUGAUGAUGUAGUGGAAAGUUUUGGUGGAUGGCCAAGUUUGGGAAAAGUUAAUGAGAAGCCAAGGAUUCCAAUCGAGCAAAUGUAUGGUGUAAUGGUGGCUAAAUUUAAAAGUGAUUCACUUUUUAAAGCAACUGUUCAACCAGAUGAUAAAAAUUCACAACAAAAUGUUUUAUUGAUUGAUCAACCAGCAUUGAAUUUAUUCGCUCGAGAUUUUUACAUUUUACCCGAAACACAAGAAGAACGAUUAGCAUAUAAAACAUUAAUUAGAGAUGCUUUAAUAUUAUUGGAUGCUCGAGUUGAAGCAUUCAGUCGUGAUUUUGAUGAAAUUUUACAAUUCGAAACUGAUCUUGCAAAUCUCACAUUAUCCGAAGAUUUAAGACAUGAUAUUGCUGAAUUGUACAAUAAAAUGACAAUUGAACAAAUGACAAAGGAAUUCCCAAAUUUUAAUUGGUUAUUAUUCUUCAGUACGAUUUUUCAAACUAUUGGUUCAUCAAAUGAGAAAAUAAUCGUAAUAAAUGAUACGACCGAAGUUGUCAUUUAUGGUUUGGAAUUUAUUAAAAAACUUGAUGAAUUGUUACCAAAAUACGAUAAAAGGUUUGAUUAA